AGUCACUCUGCAGGGUGUGUUGUGUACAGUAAGUGUCACCAUGGCAACACAGUGAGUAGCCUAGACCUUUAACCCUCGGGAUUGAGGUGGAGCCAUAAUGAUAUCCAGCAGCACUGCUGGGAGCUGGGCUUUAUGAUUUAUGAAACGUUGUCAGACGAGCGUUUGUGUAUCAGGGACUCUGUGGUUUUACUCGGGCUCAAAGGUAUUUCAGUUACUUUUAUGGCUUGUUGUGAACUACUUUCUUUUAGAAAGCUGUGGACUAACAAGCACCAGUCUUGCUUAUGUUUUAGGCAGACUGGCUGUAACCAUCCCAUAAGACCCAUCGCCAUGACAACCUCAGCACCAAUCAGAUUCCGUGUCUUCUCUCUCAACUGCUGGGGGAUCCGAUACCUCAGUAAGAACUGCAAAGAGCGGUUUGUUCUGAUCGGAGACCUGCUGAGUCUGGAACAGCUUGAUAUAGUGUUACUACAGGAGGUCUGGUGUGAGAAAGACUUUCUGUUUUUAAAGAAGAAGCUUAGCAGUGUCUCUCCGUACUCCCAUUAUUUUAAAAGUGGAUUUAUAGGGAGCGGACUGGCCGUGUUUUCCAGACAUCGAAUCCAUGAUGCCUUUCUGUACAGAUACUCAUUAAAUGGAUAUCCAUAUAUGGCUCAACAUGGCGACUGGUUUGGUGGUAAAGCCGUCGGGAAGGUCUUGCUCAACAUCAGUGGGCUGAAGGUUCAUAUAUUUAUCACUCAUCUGCAUGCAGAAUAUUGCAGAGAGAAAGACUCGUAUCUCCCGCACCGAAUGGUUCAAGCCUGGGAGCUGCAACAGUUCAUAAGGCACACUAGUGCUGGAGCGGACGUGGUGAUUCUGGGUGGAGAUCUGAACAUGCACCCGGACGAUCUCGGCACCAGACUGCUGAGAAACUACACAGGACUUCAGGACAGCUUCAGUGAGACGGCGAACUUUGAUGGAUGUGAGGAGGGACACACUCAUAUAUCUGAAAACCCAUUCACAAACACAGAUGGGCUUGUUCCAUUUGGAGGAGGAGUCCGGAUAGACUACAUCCUGUUCAAGGGAUCAGGGGAAGUGGAUGUGAGCUGUGAGUCUUUGUCCACCACUAAGGGCCCUGUUCCUGGACAUCCCUUCCCUUACUCUGACCAUGAGGCUCUCACGGCCGAGUUCCUGUUUACACCGACUACAAAGGGAAAUGGGUGCUCAGAGAGGCAAUCUGGCUGUGUUUCAGAUAAGCUUCCUGAGCUGGUCAACGCAGUCAAUGAAGCUCGCACUGAAGUAAAGGUGGGUCUCCACUGCACUGAGCGCAUGCGCCACACAGCAGCGCGUACAGGCAUUAUGGGUCUUGUCCUGUUAGUGCUUGAGCUAGCAAUCGCCGCUGUCCCAUUGUUUGCUCUGGGAACUGAACAGCCCUUUCCCAAAGCCUCUUUCUACCUGCUGGGGGCACUGUGCUUUGCCGUCCUCCUCUCCACACUGAUGCUGUACGUCUUCUACAGCAUGGAGGUGAAGGCACUGCAAGGCACUGAGGACCAGAUGAGACUGGCAAUAAGUAGCUUUCAAGAACAGCUUAAGGAGUCCCCCAAGGUUUUAUCCUCGGACCAUUUGUGAAAGCCACUACUAGACAGUAAGGAUUCCAUUCAUUUGUAGCCAGAUAGUUAAACCAAAUGUGACAUUUGAGUGGAAUUAGAACUUUUUAUAGAAUUAUGAAAAUCACUAUUUUAUAAUGUCUUAACUGAACACUUACCUGGUUUUAUUAACUAUGCAGCUUUUUCACAUCGAUAUUGGGGAUACUUAUACCUGGGAGCAAAGAAACCAGAAAAUUAGACAAUAAGUUAUUAAAAUAAUUACUUGCAUGACAGAUCUA
Sinocyclocheilus anshuiensis is the source of this 1858-nucleotide messenger RNA. RefSeq names its product sphingomyelin phosphodiesterase 2b (gene smpd2b). NCBI's taxonomy places the organism in Eukaryota, Metazoa, Chordata, Actinopteri, Cypriniformes, Cyprinidae. The transcript is spliced from 11 exons. The record is from RefSeq and is a predicted model, not a curated record. Gene Ontology annotation, molecular function: sphingomyelin phosphodiesterase activity. Bases 133 to 1602 code for a protein of 489 amino acids.